AUGUCCACGGCUGAAGUUGCCGGCAGCCCCGACGAUCCAGAAUCCGAAGGCGAGGUCGUCUGCCUGAAGCUGUGGGCGAACCCAUGGGAUAUAGCAGGGGCUAUGCUCUGCGGAAGAGAUGAGGAUUUGGAAUGGCCAUGCUCUUGUCGGGUUAAUGCUGCGGGCGACGGGCUGCCGGUGCAACACGCCAGACGGAGAGCGUCGCAGCCGACCGGCGCUCGGGAUCGAAGGCAGACGGGCAGUGGAUGGGCGUUCCUCCAAGCUUCAGCCGAGCGCGCCACCUCGGGCCAUCUGAAGGAGCGUGGUGUUGCUGACUGGCGCCUUAAUACCACGCGCCUUGCCCGCCUCUGCUGGGCCUGCAAAGCUGCUGUCUUGGACGACCCACCUCGACGACCGACUCCGCAAAACCACGACGUCGUCUAUCUCAUCUUGCCGCCUUCCACGAGCACGCCGGUGCUCUCGCUCGCAACAAUGGCCGCCAUUUUUCGCGAUUUCUCCUUCGGGCCAGCGUCGCGGCACCCGUCGUCCUUUCAUGAGGCGGAGCGUGCAGCCAUGAAUGUCUCGCCAACCUCGACACCGCUCGCUCCCCCGCUAUAUCCAGCCCGGCUCCCAACACCACCACCAUGCUCAAUAGGCGAGCUGGCCCAGCGAUUCAACCAGCAAAGCUUGCGCGUCGACACCAGCUCUUCCUAUCGGAUACCGACAUUCUACGAACUGCCACUCACACCGCCAAGCGACGACUUUGUUUUUCCCGCUGAUGCACCUCAACAGUCCCCAUAUUCAUUCCCGUCCCCGGUUGCGCUACGGCAGCAACGGCAAGCGAACAUGCGGAUGCAGUGCAGUCCGUCGCACAUCAGGGACAUAUCGAUACUCGUACAAAGGAUGGUCGAGGAAGGCGAUCAGUGCCACAUUUGCGACUCGAAGUCGCGAACAUCACCAUCUCCAUCACCAUUUCCAUCACCACCAUCAUCCAAUUCAUCAAACGCAGACGAGGACGAGGGCGUCGACAUGGAAUACAGCCCUCUGGCGCCCAAGGACUCGCCGCUCUCCACUCUUAAAUUCCGCCGAUCGGGCGACCGCCUCAAUGGGCAAGCCAUGGUGGCGAAGACCGUGAGGAUGCGGAAGAAAUCAAAGGUAAUGAAGAGGUCGUCUAAGUAAUCACUCUCGGCAUUAAAUAGCAUUUGCAUUGGCGUUUGGGUUGCUUGAUCUGGGGGCGCCAUAUACCACUAGGAGGCUGUCGAACGGCCAAUGGCGACAAAAUUGGGCGGUGGGACAGGUAUUUCAAUGGUCACCGGGCCUGACGUAUCGUAUUGCAUAUUAAUGGGUCUGAAUUGGGUUUCGGGUUUUAGAGUGCGCUCCCUGAGUGGGUUGAGCCUGGGGUUGUUUGGGCGCGAUAAGCUUCAGUGCUAUCGUGACCACUAUUCAGUUGCUCCAUUGUAGAUAUGAGCAUCAUGUGCACCAUUUGCAUGUUUAUCAAGCUUAUCGAGCGACGUUGCGUGAC
Messenger RNA from Lindgomyces ingoldianus, 1501 nucleotides. RefSeq lists its product as uncharacterized. Bases 1 to 1158 code for a protein of 385 amino acids. The transcript has 3 exons. The record is from RefSeq and is a predicted model, not a curated record. NCBI's taxonomy places the organism in Eukaryota, Fungi, Ascomycota, Dothideomycetes, Pleosporales, Lindgomycetaceae.